AUGUCACUUGGUCACAACCCGAUUGUGAACUACGCAAUGGCAAGAUCACCGGGUAUGACUAUGAACUGGAAAGUGAUUCGUGUUCGCGCCAGUAAUGCCGUAGGGGAAGGCCCAUAUUCGGAAUGGGUUCGUUUCACCACCCAUCCAGCUGCUCCGCCUGCGCCCACUGGCCUUCAGGAAGAGGCUUCGUUCCCACAUGCAGUUGAAAUCUCAUUUGAAGCGCCAAGUCCUCCACAUGGAAACUUGGAUUAUUACCGUAUUAGGCACACUCCUUCUGGACAGUUGAAUUACAAGGAAGUGCGUGUCGAGGCCGAGCGUCUGGAGUGCUCCGACGCUUCCAAGAGGGAUCGACUCUGUUUCAGAGUUCACGAUUUAGAACCAGAGCAGGAUUAUGAGAUUGAAGUGGCUGCUCACACUGAAGGCGGUGCCUGGUCGGAUUGGUCAGAGCCGCUGAGCGCGCGAACUGAACAGCAACGUUAGCA
Messenger RNA from Strongylus vulgaris, 482 nucleotides. The record is from the annotation of a GenBank genome assembly. Lineage: Eukaryota; Metazoa; Nematoda; Chromadorea; Rhabditida; Strongylidae.